CCUUGGGAAGAUCUGGGAGGCUUUGCCCGUGCACCCCUGCUUGGGCUUUUGUCUCUUUUCCUUCAGGAGACAACAAGAGCUGUGGAGAAGAGAGGAGGAAAAUGGCGAUUGGGAGCCGCCUACCGGCUUGUCUUUUCUUUUUCCCCGUCUUUGUGUGGCCUGUUGUAUUCUGCCCUUGCUCCCUAUGGUGCUUCGGUGUUUCCUCAUGCUCUGCCUUAUUAACUUUUCCUGAGAAAGUUACCUCUAACCCUUAUUACUUUCCUCCGAUUACCACUCCUAUUGUCUUGCAUGUUGUUACUCGUUCAUUGUAAUGGAGACUUCAGGGUUAUUUCCUAUUUUUGGCCCCUUGGCACCCGUUUAUCAGUUUUGUUUGAUUCUCCCAUUUUACAUCAUUGCUGUGCUUGUUUUUUGCUUUGUCUUGUUCCAGCUCCCCUCUGUCUCUGCCCUGCAGCAUGGUUUCUGUGCUUUCCCAUACCGUGUUUCGCUUUCAGUGCUGCAGCUUCCAGUGUUGUGCUCCAAGCUUUUAUGACAGAACUUGCAUUGCUUGAAAACUGCAUUAAGCCAUUGUCAUUGUUCACUGAUUCUUUUCCUUUGUAUGUGACUUAUUUCACCACCAGCUUGUUUAAAAAUGCUGUUAUUCAUUAUCCUUUACUGAGAUGUUUCUCUAAUCUUUUUAUUAGCCUUCCUUAGCUUUAGUUUAUUAUACAGUUUUUCUCUGUGAUGCUUACUUGUAUUCUGAAAGAACAGAUAAGCUAUUUGUCACAGCAAGCUUCUAGUAGCAGGCAAAAUGUUCAACUACUUUAUCUAACCAUAUGUUUGCAUAGUGGAGAGAGAAGAUAUAGAAGCACACAUAGCAUGCUUUCAAGGAAAGUUGAAUAAUGCCUAAAUCAAAGGAACUUGUGUCUUCAAGCUCAUCUGCAAGUGAUUCAGAUAGUGAAAUUGACAAAAAGGCAAAGCGGAAAAAGCAAGCUGUUCCAGAAAAGCCUCUAAAGAAACAAAAGAUGGGUGAAAGUUCAAAAGGUGCUGCUUCUAAGCAAAGCAGUAACAGAGAUGAGAAUAUGUUUCAGAUUGGCAAAAUGAGAUAUGUCAGUGUUCGUGACUUUAAAGGGAAAGUUUUAAUUGAUAUUAGAGAAUAUUGGAUGGAUCAAGAAGGUGAAAUGAAGCCUGGCAGGAAAGGUAUUUCUUUAAAUCCAGAGCAGUGGAACCAGCUGAAGGAACAGAUUUCUGAUAUUGAUGAUGCAGUAAGAAAACUGUAAAGACAGCCAUACAAAAUUCUGUCAUUUUAGUUAUUUUAAGUGGUCUAAGUUAUUGUAUAUUUUUAUUGCAAAGCAGUUUGUAAGAUAAAUUUUUUUUAGAGCAUUGAAAGUGUAUUCUAAGUGAGGCUACUUGUGUAUACUUCACUAAAAGGAGACGUUGCUUAUACCUUAUGGUGUAAAACAAAUACAGUAAUAUGUAAAGCAUAGCUUUUUAUGGCCUUUUGAUUAAAGAUAUUUGCUGAUAAGGCCACCUAAUAGCUUCAGGCUUUGUUUCAUUUUAGUUAAUAGUUUGCUUGCUAAGGUGAUUCUUAAUGUCUUAAUUUAUUUUUUUCUUUUGUUUUAAUAUCCUUUAGUAUUGCUCUCAGCUUUAUGCUUUAAAACUUAAUAUAAACAGUGAAUACUUGAUAAAACCUAUUUCUGUAGAUAACUUUAAAUACUGUAUUGGCAAACUUACCUUAUGUAUUCAGAUGAAACAGUCCUGAGUGUUUAGACUUGUUUGCAUUUUUGCAUGAAGUGUUAUGCUAAGCAAUAACACUUGAACACCAUCUGCACAUUCUGUCCCCAUAACUUGCUUGAGUUAGAAAGUACAGUUAGCCUUUAUUCAUGGA
Lagopus muta (rock ptarmigan) is the source of this 1864-nucleotide messenger RNA. RefSeq names its product activated RNA polymerase II transcriptional coactivator p15-like. The record is from RefSeq and is a predicted model, not a curated record. The transcript has 5 exons. Gene Ontology annotation, cellular component: nucleus; transcription regulator complex. Gene Ontology annotation, molecular function: DNA binding; transcription coactivator activity. Gene Ontology annotation, biological process: positive regulation of transcription initiation by RNA polymerase II. Bases 879 to 1256 code for a protein of 125 amino acids. Lineage: Eukaryota; Metazoa; Chordata; Aves; Galliformes; Phasianidae.